UAUUGAAUUUCUGUAUAAAUAGGGAAAUCCUCGCAAUUGCAAUUGUCAUCCAGAAGCUUCAACGUCUAAAAUCAUCUCUCCUCUCUGACUCUCUCUUUAAAAUAUAUCUGAAAUUCCUAAGCUCUUAUACAGUUUUUCUUGAGCCAUGACUGCGCAGAAAUCAGUGUUGCAACUGAGUGUUCACGAAGAAAGGAUCAGGAAGAAAGCAUGGAAGACCGUUUCUAGGUUUUCAGGAGUUACUUCGAUAGAAAUGGAUGACAAAACCGGAAAAAUGACGGUGGUGGGAGAAGUUGAUGUACCAAGACUCGUAAAGAAGCUAAGGAAGAUAUGUACCGCAGAUAUUGUUUCGGUAGAAAUUGUUAAACCACCUGAGAAAAAGGAAGAGAAAAAGGAACCGGAGAAACCGAAACAACCAGAGGUUAUUGUCAACCCGAUUACCUAUUGGAACAACCAGUACCAGUACCAUCCUGCUUCAUAUGCAAGUACUUACUAUCCACCAUGCGGGUAUUCUAGAGUUGUGGUGGAGGAACCAAGGCCUUGUGUGAUUUUGUAAUUUUUCCUAGAAUUAUCUCAGAUAAUGUUAGUUAUGUUUGCACUUAAAUUUUGAUGGAAGAGUGUAUGUUUUGGAUAUUGUCAUCUACAUUUCCCUUAUUCGAUAAAAACAGUCACUUUAUGUAUGACGAGAUUGAUCUUAGAUACGCUUUAUAAACUUUUUUACUUUUA
Raphanus sativus (radish) is the source of this 723-nucleotide messenger RNA. Its product is annotated as heavy metal-associated isoprenylated plant protein 13. Lineage: Eukaryota; Viridiplantae; Streptophyta; Magnoliopsida; Brassicales; Brassicaceae. Bases 146 to 553 code for a protein of 135 amino acids. The transcript is spliced from 3 exons. Gene Ontology annotation, molecular function: metal ion binding. The record is from RefSeq and is a predicted model, not a curated record.